Cricetulus griseus (Chinese hamster) is the source of this 1364-nucleotide messenger RNA. The record is from RefSeq and is a predicted model, not a curated record. Lineage: Eukaryota; Metazoa; Chordata; Mammalia; Rodentia; Cricetidae.
AGUGCGGCUUUUCUUCUUCGUGUUGCAAGGUUCUAUGCACCAAACCUUUCCUGGCGAGCACAGCGCUCUCUCCCAGAGUCCGCUCCGCUGUAGAGGUGACCUGACUCCUGGAGACAUCCUUUGCAGGUGCAGAAGUCGGCCUCGCAGUUCUCAAUAAUGUCGGAACCAAUCAGAGUCCUUGUGACUGGAGCAGCUGGCCAAAUUGCAUAUUCACUGUUGUACAGUAUUGGAAAUGGAUCUGUGUUUGGUAAAGACCAGCCCAUCAUUCUUGUGCUCCUGGAUAUCACCCCCAUGAUGGGUGUUCUGGACGGUGUUCUGAUGGAACUGCAAGAUUGUGCUCUUCCCCUUCUGAAAGAUGUCAUUGCAACAGACAAAGAAGAGGUUGCCUUCAAAGACCUGGAUGUGGCUGUCCUUGUGGGCUCCAUGCCAAGAAGGGAAGGCAUGGAGAGGAAAGACCUACUGAAAGCAAAUGUCAGAAUCUUCAAAGCCCAGGGUGCUGCCUUGGAGAAAUAUGCCAAGAAAUCAGUUAAGGUCAUUGUUGUGGGGAACCCAGCCAACACAAACUGCCUGACCGCCUCCAAGUCAGCCCCAUCGAUCCCCAAGGAGAACUUCAGUUGCCUGACUCGCUUGGACCACAACAGAGCAAAAUCUCAGAUUGCUCUUAAACUCGGUGUAACUGCUGAGGAUGUAAAGAAUGUCAUUAUCUGGGGAAAUCACUCAUCAACUCAGUAUCCAGAUGUCAAUCAUGCUAAAGUGAAAUUGCAAGGAAAGGAAGUUGGUGUGUAUGAAGCCCUCAAAGAUGACAGCUGGCUCAAGGGAGAGUUCAUCUCGACUGUGCAACAGCGUGGUGCUGCUGUCAUCAAGGCUCGGAAACUGUCCAGUGCAAUGUCUGCAGCGAAAGCCAUCUCUGACCACAUCAGAGACAUCUGGUUUGGAACCCCAGAGGGAGAGUUCGUGUCAAUGGGUGUCAUCUCUGAUGGCAACUCGUAUGGUAUUCCUGAUGAUCUUCUCUACUCGUUCCCUGUCGUGAUCAAGGAUAAGUCCUGGAAGUUUGUUGAAGGCCUCCCUAUUAAUGACUUCUCACGUGAGAAAAUGGACCUUACUGCAAAGGAACUGGCAGAAGAAAAAGAAACUGCUUUUGAAUUUCUCUCCUCUGCGUGACUAGACAAUCAUGUUAAUGUCAGUAAAUAUCCCAAAGCUGAGGAAUCCAAAUGUCGUCUUUGAGCCUAGUCCCAACAGUCAUAAUGGUAUACUCAAAUUGUGAACAGCAUCAUAUUUUAAAUAUUAUGUGCAUCGUGGUAGAGAUUUGUGAAAGUCUAUCAUGCUAUUAGUGUUGAUCUAAAUAAAAAUAUAUUCAAGUGGAA